This is a messenger RNA of Phasianus colchicus (ring-necked pheasant), 1525 nucleotides long. NCBI's taxonomy places the organism in Eukaryota, Metazoa, Chordata, Aves, Galliformes, Phasianidae. The record is from RefSeq and is a predicted model, not a curated record.
CAGCCUCCCCCCACAGCACAGUCACCACGGUGUUAUCGUGGUGCUGCCGCCCUGCCCCGUCCCAGCGCUUAUCGCUUCCCUGCCUUCUCCUGGCCCUGGGGACGGACACACGGCGCCGCGGGGACGGGGACAUGAGAACGGGGACUGGGGUCAGGCUGUGACACUGGGACCUCGUGGAGCUCAGGUCCUCACCACUGACACCCUGGUCUCUAGUGCAGUGUUCCCAUCACAGGGACGCAACACUGGGGGUCUCUGUUACAGAGUCCUCACUAUGGGGGCUCAACAUCAGGUCCCCAUCGCAGGGUGUUCUUACAGGGUCCCAAUAUCAGGGGUCUCAUCCCACAGUUCCCAUUGUGGGACCUUCACCAAAGUGCCACAGUCCUGGGGGGGCUCAUCCCUAGAUCCCCACAGUAAGAUCCCCAUCAUGACACCUAGUCCUUGUGGGGUCACGGGUGUCCCCGAUGUGGGAGUGGCCGUGUCCCUGUCCCCAAUGCUGUCUGGUUGCUCUGUCCUGCAGCGAGCCUCCGGCGAGGGCUGCCUGCUGAAACCAAAGAGGACAAACCCGUGUGCCUACACACCACCCUCGCUCAAAGCGGUGCAGCGCAUCGUGCAGUCCCACCUGGAGAGCGGCCUGGCUGGAGGGGACAGCUCUGAUGGAGAGCCUGAUGAUGGGGACCCUGAGCUGGCCCGCGGCUGCGACCCAGACAGCGCCCUUGAGUCUGCCCUGGGGAGCCAGGCCAGAGCCGAGCGGAGCGUCUUCCCUGCCACCAAGCUACACAAGAGGAAAGGGGGGCAGAAGGUGUCCUUUGCGGGAGGCAUCGCUGAGCGCAGCGAGGACCUGAAGGCGCUGACAGUGUCUGACAUCCCCGAAGACCCCGAGGACCCCGAGGGGGGCGAAGGCGACGAGGAGGAGCCGGAGGACGGCAGCGGUACGGGGUGUGGGGGCUCCCUGCUCCCUCAGAUGGCAGCAGGACCCCCACCUGACCCCGCUGUCACUUCAGAGCACAGCGAGGAGCGGCGGCACGUGGGCCUGGCAGGCACGGAGCGCCGCCGCUCACCAGUCCCGCUGGGCAACAGCUAGCCGGGCCGCGGCCCGGCCGGGACCCCCACGGCCCGCCCCACAUCACCGCAGCUUCGCCCGCAGCCCCGCUGCCCCCCGGCCCCGCUCGGAGCCUGCGCUUCGCGCGUGUCCCCGCAUGGCUCCCGGCCUGGUUGGCGGGACCGCGGCCCCACACCGCUUCCACACCGUGGCGGCUGGCGGUGAGGCCGGGGUCCCACGGCCGGGGCCCGCCCCGUGCCCCCCGCAUGCAGCAACGCCCGCGCUGCGCCCCAAUAAACGGCUGUACAGAGCGGUGUGCCCGUGCCUGGGGGGCGGCGGGGAGCUGAGGGAGCGGCUGGGGGCGGGAGCCGUGAGGCAGCGCCGUGACGGGCCCUGCGUGCCGCCCGAUGGAACCGCUCAGCCCCGCGGAGCGCUCCCCGGCGCCGUUCUCCUCCCGGCUCCGCUCCGCUCCCCACGCCCCCGCAG